Messenger RNA from Alosa alosa (allis shad), 1803 nucleotides. It is a transcript of the gene nek2, whose product is annotated as NIMA-related kinase 2. Gene Ontology annotation, molecular function: protein kinase activity; ATP binding. Gene Ontology annotation, biological process: protein phosphorylation. The transcript is spliced from 9 exons. Lineage: Eukaryota; Metazoa; Chordata; Actinopteri; Clupeiformes; Clupeidae. The coding region runs from base 328 to 1722 and encodes 464 amino acids. The record is from RefSeq and is a predicted model, not a curated record.
AACAAGCUUGAAAGGGCACCAAUUUGAAACAGGCGUUCCUGUUUGCUUGCGACUUGGAUUUACUGCCACAUUGCCAAAACAAUUGCUUCAAACUGAAAUUAACGUUAGUUGUCAAGUGGUUGAGGUAGACUCAUAUCUGCAAAGAAAACUGCUUUAGUUUGCCCUGGGAGGAUAUUGGACAUUUUAGUCAACCUGCCUAGCAGUUUAUGCUAGUUUACCUGGUUAGCGUUAAUGCUAAGCAGCAAAUGGUCUAACUUCGACGUUAAUCAUCAGUCAUUGAUUAACUAAUCCCGAUUAGGACCAGUUAACGUUAAGGUAAAAACUAAAAUGCCUUCCCGUGUUGAUGAUUAUGAGGUAUUGUACACAAUAGGAUCUGGAUCAUAUGGAAAAUGUCAGAAAAUACGGAGAAAGUCCGAUGGAAAGAUUCUCGUUUGGAAAGAACUGGACUAUGGUACCAUGGCGGAAGCUGAAAAACAAAUGUUGGUGUCAGAGGUGAACCUGUUGCGGGAGCUGAAGCACCCCAAUAUUGUUCGCUAUUACGACCGCAUCAUAGACCGUAGCAACACGACGCUGUACAUUGUAAUGGAAUACUGCGAGGGAGGAGAUCUCUCCAGUCUAAUCACAAAGUGCAUCAAGGAGAGACGGUACCUAGAGGAGGAGUUAAUCUUGCGGGUGUUGGCACAGCUGUCCUUGGCUCUGAAAGAGUGCCAUCGGCGGACUGAUGGGGGCUGCACCGUACUGCACCGCGACCUUAAGCCAGCCAACAUUUUCCUUGAUGCCAAGCAGAAUGUUAAACUCGGAGACUUUGGUCUGGCACGGAUCCUCAACCACGACACAAGCUUUGCCAAGACAUUUGUGGGCACACCUUAUUACAUGUCGCCGGAACAAAUGAACAGGAUGUCAUACAAUGAGAAAUCUGAUAUUUGGUCUCUGGGCUGCCUGGUGUAUGAGCUUUGUGCCCUUUCUCCCCCUUUUACUGCAUACAACCAGAAGGACCUGGCAGAGAAGAUCCUGGAGGGCAAAUUCAGACGGAUCCCAUACAGAUAUUCAGAGGAGCUCAACACGUUUUUGUCAAAGAUGCUCAAUUUGAAGGACUACCUGAGACCCUCGGUGGAAUCCAUCCUCCAAAGCAGCUUGAUUUCCGAGAUGGUCGCUGAGGAGCAGAGGAGGGCUCAAGCUCGGAACCGGCGGCGGUCCGCAGUGGGCCAGGGCAACCCUGAACGGCCCAAGACUCCGGCGGCCCACGAGCAGCGCGGCUCUGCUGGAACAGGAGUCGCUGCAGGGGCUGCCAUCGCCGCUGCCUCGUCAGAGCUGCGUCUGAGGGUCGAGGUGCUCCGCGAGCGUGAGGUGGCCAUCAAGCAACGUGAGGAGAGACUGGAGAAAAGAGAGCAAGAGCUCUGCGCUCGUGAGCGGCUUUGUAACGAGAAGAUGGCCAGGGCAGAGAACCUACUGAGGACCUAUAACCUCAGUAAACAGCAGAGGGCGCACUCUCCUUUCUCCAGGUCUCCAGAUGGAGAGGAAGAGAAUAUCUCUCCAGGAAAAAAAAAGGUUCACUUUGCUGGAGACAGCAAGGAGAACCAACUUCCAACAAAAGGGAGGGAGAAACCUCAGGAUGUGGCACUCCGAAAGAGGCUGCAGGCAGCCAACUUGCGGGCCGAGGCCUUGGGUGAGGUGGAGAGGACCCUUCAGCUCAAGAGCCGGCAGAUUCUGGGCAUCCGCUAGCCGCGAGUGUCCUCCCGAAACCCGAAGACGACUUUCAAGUGCUCGCUCACAAUGGCUUCAGUCCUUAAUCGAUGGGCAGGG